ACACAACCAACGGGUUCUAUCCGAGGCGCGUAUCAUCAGCGUUGUCAAUUAUCGUCUGUGGAUAGGUCCCAAUACAUCUGGGCCUUUCCAAUGGCUUCUCCUCUGGAUGAAGAUGUCUUCGACAGGCUCAAGCAUACCGAAGAACAAGCUAAGAAAGCGGAGGAGCUCAACGCUCGCUUGCAUUCUCAAUAUGAGAAAGCACAAGCUCGACAAGCGGAGGUGAUUGGAAGCAAUACGACCCUCCCGGUUACCAUCUCAUCCGUCCGCGUCCUGAACGCUCAGAAUACUCGAAAAGGGUUCCUCCACGGCGUGUUCCGACCAUUUCUAGAGGCGAAUAAGAAGGAGUACUAUACUCUGUCAGAUGCCCUGGAGGAUAUCGGGAUCGCACAUCAUAGACUUCGCAAAUUCGACAUUUUCCGAGACCCGAUUUCCGUAUACAUCGACCGACCAGACCCCACGGAUCCUUCAACGACACCGACCGACAUCGACGUGUAUUUCUCCGUCAAGGAACGGUCCCGGUAUACAAUCAAGACCGGCACUGAAGUUGGCCAUGCCGAUGGCUCUGGCUACGCCUCAGCGAAUCUCCGCAACCUAUUCGGUGGUGCGGAAACGUUGACUGCCAACGCCUCGGUUGGCAUCCGAACUCGCUCAGCUUACUCCGCCGCUUUCGAGACCCCGAUCCUAUCGAACCCCGACUUCAGCUGGGAAGUUGCUGGUCUUGCCAGUUCGACAUUGAAGAGCUGGGCGAGCCAUGAGGAGGCUUUGAAGGGUGGUUUCACGAAACUCAAAUGGCAGACGUUAAGCGGCGCUCAUAAACAUGAGUUUGGCUACUCCGGUUUGUGGCGCCAGAUUACAUCGCUUGCAUCCAACGCAUCCCCAACAGUGCGUGCAGAUGCAGGUGAUUCCUUCAAAUCCGCACUCACUCAUACAUGGACCCAUGAUCUCCGUGACUCCAGGACUCUACCAUCCAGGGGCUAUCUUGUCAAGACGGUCAGUGAGUUGGCCGGUUUGGGUCCGCUUCGAGGCGACGUUGCUUUUGCAAAGCUCGAGGGUGAAACGCAGGCCGCUAUUCCUAUUCCGAUCCCUGGCAUCAAAGGCGAUUCAGGGGUGUCUCUCACCGCUGGUUUCCGUGGCGGUGUUCUCUAUCCCUUGGCACUGGGCGGCAGCGGAAACAACCUGCCAGUGCACUCCCGACUCUCCGACCGAUUUCAACUGGGCGGUCCCACUGAUGUUCGCGGGUUCCGGUUAGGUGGCCUAGGGCCGCGCGAUGGCCCUGAUGCGGUUGGCGGAGAUGUGUAUGCUGCCGCCGGGGCAAGUUUGCUGGUCCCUUUCCCGCGAGCCGGUCCGGAGACACCUUUGCGAUUCCAAGCCUUCGUGAACGCAGGACGGCUGCUCGCAUUGAGGAAAUCGAAGGGAGGUGAAUCAUCGAUGGAUAAUGCUGCUGUUGCAGAGAGUGUCAAGCAAACAAUUCGAGAGUUGGCGGACGGGUUGCCGAGCUGCUCGGCUGGUGUGGGGAUUGUGUAUGCGCAUCCGGUGGCGCGAUUUGAGUUGAAUUUUAGUCUACCAUUGGUGGCGAGGAAAGGGGAAGAUGCAAGGAAGGGCAUUAGUUUUGGAGUAGGGAUGGAGUUCCUAUGA
Messenger RNA from Eremomyces bilateralis CBS 781.70, 1635 nucleotides. Its product is annotated as mitochondrial outer membrane protein. NCBI's taxonomy places the organism in Eukaryota, Fungi, Ascomycota, Dothideomycetes, Eremomycetales, Eremomycetaceae. Gene Ontology annotation, cellular component: outer membrane; SAM complex. The transcript has 4 exons. The record is from RefSeq and is a predicted model, not a curated record. Gene Ontology annotation, biological process: protein insertion into mitochondrial outer membrane. The coding region runs from base 91 to 1635 and encodes 514 amino acids.